AUGUCUGGCAAUGAAGCGUACGAAGUAGGAGGUCUUUACAUCAUUCUUUCACUCCUCCCGAACGAUGGCAUGCAUUGGGGUUUAUUCCUCAUGGUAUCUCCACCCUGGGGCAACGUCUACAAUGCAACCGACAAGUCAGGCGAAUGGGUUCUAGACGAACACAUGACCGAGAAUGUCAUUGGCUCGCAAACCAUCCUCGGAGCCCUCCAAAUCGCGACUGGUAUCGACGAAAACCAGAGCACAACCGUACACAACAUUAUACUGGGCACGCCUGUUUUGCGGCAGGGAGGUUUCGUGCCUCAAUGGAACGAGAAUUUCAGAUGCCGUGUUUGGGUGAAAGAUGCAUUGGAGAGACUGCGUGUUGCGGGCUUUAUUCCGGAUUGUGAUGUUCAGGAUCUUGAGGACGAGGCGGAUUCUUUUGGAAGGCAGACUAAGAACAUUGGCAGGAGAGGAGUGGUCGAAGUCUCGCGGAUGUUAUAG
Molecule: messenger RNA, 480 nt
Organism: Cadophora gregata
Lineage: Eukaryota; Fungi; Ascomycota; Leotiomycetes; Helotiales; Ploettnerulaceae
Exons: 1
Coding region: 1-480 (159 amino acids)
Source: RefSeq, a predicted model, not a curated record